ACUUCAGUUUGUGUCCAACCAGCAACCAAAUAAAUGUUUGCAGGAACAUUUUACAAUGCAGCCUGCAAGCAUUUAAGCGUCGGCGCUUCAACCCAGAAGCAAAACUUGAUGUUGUCUUUGUUGAUGAGGACAUGAAUGCAGAGGGGUCGGUGGAUGAAGGUGGGCCCACAAGAGAGUUCCUGAGAUUGCUCAUGAAAGCAAUCCAUGGUUGUUAUAUCUUUGAGGGCCAUGAAAAGGACCGCCAACUGGCACUGAGCACGGAAGCCUUGGACGCAAAGAUGUAUAUGUGGGUGGCCAGAAUGAUUUCUGUUUGUGUAGUCCAUGGAGGAGUGGGUCCACAUUUUUUCUCAGACAGGCUAUACCAGCAAAUUUGUGGACUACCAACAGCCCUUGUCAAAAUUGAAGAUGUUAAUGAUCGCACACUUCGGGAACAGCUGAUGAAAAUACAAGAAGCAGAAACAAUCGAGGAGGCAAAUAUUGCCAUUGGAGAAGCAGCUGAGAGCUUGUGCAUUAUAGGUUCCCUCAGACAUGUGACAAAAAUGGAAGAUAAGGACUCCCUGGUUCGCUCUGCAUUACAGUUCCUCAUGAAUGGAAGAAUGAGGGAUGCUAUUGAGCAGUUUGCUGAAGGCUUCAAGACUCUUGGAUUACUUGAUCAGCUCCAGAGAUACCCUUCUAUUUUCCAUGAGAUGUUUGUUUGUGAAGAAAAACCACUUCAGGCCAAGGAUCUGAACAGUCUUUUCACAGUGGACUUCUCCAGGCUGGGCAGCAAUAGAAGAGCUCAAGAAAACCAGACAAUAUGCUUCUGGAGAGACUGGUUGAUUGACAUUGAGGAAGAAGAAGCUGGCCCUAUCACUCUUGAGACUGUCUUGGAAUUUAUCUCAGGAGCCUCAGCAGUGCCUCCACUUGGAUUUCCCCAUCAGCCACAAAUAAAGUUUCUCCAUGAGGACAGCAAAAUCUUCCCAGAAGCAAAUACUUGUCUUCUGGUACUCCACCUGCCGAUUCACUCUUCCUAUGACACUUUCAAGAAAUACAUGACAGAGGGAAUUUUGCAAGCUCCAACUUUUGGAGUUGCAUAAUUUGUUAUGAAUGCCAAACAAGAAAAAUACACAUAUAUGAACAGGGCCGUCAGAGUUAAAGUGUUAACCACCAUUUUUGCCACCAUUGAUGCAUUUCCUAGUCCUAAAAAAACAUUUUAGCAUAUGUUCAUGUGUUUUGUUAGUGGUGUUUCUCUAACAAUGUUGGUUCAGAUUUUUUAUUGGUUGAGUAAUUUUAUAGAUUACUGCAUAAGAUUGCAGACAAACUGCAGUUAUGUGUUUUGAAAAUUAUCCGUAGUUGCAUUACUAUGUUCACUUCUCAUGGAUUGAAGGUUGCUCUAAGUAACUUAAGUUGACUGAACAAAACAUGUUAGUGGGAAAGUCAUUGAAUUCAUAGUUUUAGAGAGAAAAUUUAAGUAAUUUUUUUUACUUAAAUUACCCAAAUUAGAUACAUCAACAGUAAAUUGGUUGGAACAGAAUGA
Molecule: messenger RNA, 1516 nt
Organism: Paramormyrops kingsleyae
Lineage: Eukaryota; Metazoa; Chordata; Actinopteri; Osteoglossiformes; Mormyridae
Source: RefSeq, a predicted model, not a curated record